Galdieria sulphuraria is the source of this 266-nucleotide messenger RNA. RefSeq lists its product as uncharacterized. The transcript has a single exon. The record is from RefSeq and is a predicted model, not a curated record. Lineage: Eukaryota; Rhodophyta; Bangiophyceae; Galdieriales; Galdieriaceae. The annotation marks the transcript as partial.
UGAAGAGCAUUCUACGCAAAGUUAUCAAUUUUUAGGCAGUCCUAACUUGUGUGUGUGUGUUUUCUGGAGCGGCAAUUUACAUUAGCCUCGUUGAGCAUCCCGCACGAAUGAGUUGCGGCGCCCUUGUUGCCUUUUCUCAGUGGACACCAAGUUACAAGCGGGCGACUGUGAUGCAGUUGCCACUAGCAGUUCUCAGCACGCUUUUUGGCCUAUUAUCGUGGUGGUCUUCAGCUGAUGGAGGAUGGCUCGCUGGUGCUCUGCUAAUA